GUACGUAGUCGCAGUCAUAGUCGCGGUCGCCGUUUUGCGGUUGCGGUCGCAGUCGCCUGUCGUGUGUAGUUUUCCCUCGCCAUCCCAUAAGAACCGUUGCAGCCCGGCCCGGCCCGGCGUUUCGUAUUUUGUCGCAGAAGACCAGAAGAAGAUUUUCCCCCGCACCCAGAGAUCAGCGGGACUCGUGUGUCGUCGUCGCGCUUAAUUAAAUACUCUUAUUUUUUUUCCCUCCUUAUUAUUUUUUGUUGUGUUGUGUUGUUCCGACAACCCAAUUAAAUAUAGCUUUAAUUGUUUAAUAGCAACAACCAGCAGCAACAGCGCACAAAGAGCAAAAAGAAGUAAAGUUAAGUGCGAAAAGUAAAGUGAAGUUUCAGUGAGUUGAGUGAGUGUGAGUGAUUGAGUGCGCGAUUGGUGCCCCUGCGCGUGUGUGAGUGUGGGUAAACAAUUGGAGCAGUCCCACAAGUGGACAUUGGACACACACAAUACGAUCGCCCAGAGGGCUACUGCUAGUGCCCCAACUCGGAUUCCUGCCUAGUACCUGGUGGCCGCCUCUUGCGGCAAGUUCAAGUUCAAAGAGAGAGGAGAGAGCCACAGCCAGAGCUUCUCUACCGAGCUCGAGAGCACGUACCACGUACAAGCACAAUCCUCAUCCUCGGAUCUGGCGGGCCGUCCGGUCAGAACCACCACCUGUCGCAUAAGCAAAUCGUGAACGUUAAUUAAAUGUCAACAGAUCCAGCGACAAAGGAGCCAGGCGGUGAGGAGCCAGCGCAGAAGGGGUCGAUGGAGAACGGGGGUCCGAGAAGCCAAAUGAAUUGAAAUUUAAAUGGAAAUUGAGAAUACGUCGGCGAAGAGAAUCGCAACAACAUUGCGAAAUUGUGGCCAAAAUCUUUGCAUGAUUGUCAAAUAAAUCAAAAUAUUCAAGAAAGAGAAGCAGCGAGAGGAGAACUAAAAAAAAAAGAAGAAGCGAGAGAAGAAGAAUCCCAACGAGUAGUAUAAAGGAAAGAGUGAACAGCGAGAGAAGUAGCAAAGGACGAAAAAAAGAAUCCCUUCAAAGAGAAGACAACCUGCGAGAGACAAAAAAAGAGGAACAGCGAGCGGAGAAUCAACCAGAACCAGCCCAAGAGAGAGAGAGAUAAACUACAAGAAGUUCUAGAAGCUGCAGGAAAAUGGUUAACGCAGUGAUGGAUGCCAUUGCGCUGCUCAGCUCUUUGGCCAGCGAUCUGGAUGUAAUGCUGAACGAUCUUCGCUCAGCGCCGAGUCAUGCAUCAGCGAAUCAGCAGCAGCUGCAUCAGCAACCACAGCAACAGCAGCAGCAGCUACAAUCGAGGCAACUGCUGCAACCACUGCAUCAUUGGCAAAGCAUUAACAAUAAUAAUGUGCCACACCCACUGAAGGCAAUCCGAUCCACAACAAUAUCCACACAAAAUUGCCUUCAGAAUAAUCGUCGCCGUGUGGCACCCAAACCCUUGCCCCGGCCACCGCGACGCUCACGUCCAGCCAACGCCAAUGCGGCCAGGGAGGCUGUGGCUGUGGAUGAUGCCGCGGAGGAUACGGAUGCCAGCGAUUUGGCCAAUAUGACAUCACCGUUGAGCGCCAGUGCGGCGGCCACACGGAUAAUGGGCCUCUCGCCGGAGGUGAAGAAGGUGCAACGGCUGCCGCUCUGGUGUCAUCCGCAUACUCAAACGCCUACAUUGGUGCAGCUGCGUCCCCAGCGUCGUCCCAGUCAGCGCCAUCAUCAUCAUCAUGGGCUGGGGCCUUCAGUAUUCCUGGUGCUUCCCGGUCUGAAGAACUUUGCCAGCGAGGAUACGGACUAA
Messenger RNA from Drosophila obscura, 1814 nucleotides. RefSeq names its product protein sprint-like. NCBI's taxonomy places the organism in Eukaryota, Metazoa, Arthropoda, Insecta, Diptera, Drosophilidae. The transcript has 4 exons. The record is from RefSeq and is a predicted model, not a curated record. Bases 1167 to 1814 code for a protein of 215 amino acids.